AUGACGUCUUAUUCAAGAUUAGUGAAGUGGGCGAGAACAAAGAAACGUUGCGCGAAGAGACAUUGCGCUCGUAAAGGUCCUAAAUCUACCACUACCAUUAAAGUGCUUCCAACAGACUUGUUAGUAGAUGUAGUUGCAAGAGUUGCCUCGAAUUCUUUCAUUGACCUUCUUAACCUUAAAAAGUGUUCUAAAGAUUUUCUUCAUGCUACGGAGGAUAACUAUAUUUCACAACGAGUUUCUUUGGAGACUUUUCCUUUAAUCCAGUGGAUUCCAAACGAUAAAGCAUCAUCUUUCUUGAACCACUGCAGAGAAUGUGAGAACAUUGAAAGCUUAUAUAGAGAAGGGCUAAGAAAAUAUUUUAGUUAUUCAAGUGGUAAGAAUGAUGGUCUUGAGAUCUUAAAGGUGGCUGCUCAAAAGGGUCACAAGGAAGCAAAAUAUGUGUAUGGGAUGAUUUUAAUAUGCUCCAAAGAUGACGAGUUGAGAAAACAAGGACUCGAGCAUGUGCGAUUUCUAAGGAAGUCCAAGUGUGUUGUAAGUUGCAGACAGAAAGUUAGACAACUAUUGAACUUUAUGUGGAAAAAUCAUGCAAUGCUUGAGCACAAUCAAAGCCCUCUAUGCAGCUUUAAGAGUACAUGCAAAGGGUGGAGAUUGAAGACGAGUAGAUGGGCAUUACUAGAUGAUGACGAUGAAGAUGAAGAUAUGAGCUUGUGUGAGUAUUGUAGAUGGGAUCAUGAGUUGGAGCUUUUUUACCGGUUGUUCAAUGUUUAUUAG
Lotus japonicus is the source of this 771-nucleotide messenger RNA. Its product is annotated as putative F-box protein At1g67623. Lineage: Eukaryota; Viridiplantae; Streptophyta; Magnoliopsida; Fabales; Fabaceae. The transcript has a single exon. Bases 1 to 771 code for a protein of 256 amino acids. The record is from RefSeq and is a predicted model, not a curated record.